This is a messenger RNA of Aedes albopictus (Asian tiger mosquito), 3044 nucleotides long. RefSeq names its product protein yippee-like (gene Ypel). Bases 1437 to 1880 code for a protein of 147 amino acids. NCBI's taxonomy places the organism in Eukaryota, Metazoa, Arthropoda, Insecta, Diptera, Culicidae. The record is from RefSeq and is a predicted model, not a curated record. The transcript has 6 exons.
AAGCUGCUAAAGCCAUACCCAGCUGAACGGACGGGACGGACGGCGGAGAAACCCGCUUUCAUAUCAGCACCAGCUGUUGCCGUAAACAGACCGCGUAUUAUUAAUACACGAAGCCAGAAAACACAACCGUUCUAUUUUUGUUUACGAGUUUUCUUCUUUCUCUUGGUGCCAACUACACUAUUGUAUGUAGCUGUUGUUGUUUUUGUUGUUGUUACUGUUGUUGAUGUUGGUGUUAAUACACCAGAGAGUCGUGACGACGAACGACGGCGGAGCUUGAUGCGGGAUAGUGGUACCGACUUGUUUUCUUGGACGAUCAGCCAAUAGUAUGCGCCAGAAGUUACGCGAGGAAACACUUAUUCUCAAGCCCCCCGAAAGAGCAAAGUGGCUGACCAGCAGGAAGCAGAGUGCUCUAAACCGUCCGUCCAGCAAGCCAUUACAGCAGUCUUCUUGCAUUCAGGAGGAAGUCCUCAGACAGAAGAAGUUGAAUGUGUUACAACGCGCGUGGUGACGACGUUCGCGCUGUUAGCAGAAGUGUUGUUAUUGUUGCGCAGCCCUGUUUCGGAAGUCAACGCGUAGUAGUCCGAGGGGUUCGGUUCAGCAGGCAGUGAUUCAGUGAAUGUAGAGCACGAGACGUCACUGCUUUUUUGGCGAAAUCGAGAGCUGCGAAAUAAAAUUUAUUGUGCGUAGUUCGUUGUGGACCCGCUGAUUGAUAUUAGAGAGUUUGCGAUUUUGCGUGGUGCCCCACAGAAACCGUUGUUUUCCUGGAUAUAGUGGAAGAAGAAAGGAAAGGUAGUUAAGUCAGUGCGAGGUGUAGUGUCUGCCUGCAGCGCCCAGAGCGAAGAGAGAGGCCAUACGACGACGACCGGGUUAGUCUGUGGUAAACCACCCAAUAAGACGAAAUAAGUAUAUAGAAGUAUAGUGAGUGAACCGUUAAUUCAGUGUGCCAAGUGUCGUUGCUUUUUGUUUUGCUUGCUGCCACAACACAAGCAGCUUUGUGCAGAGAAAGUUUGGGAUAAUGGGAUUUGGAUUUUACGACUGAAGCUGAUGGGUUUCGAUUUCCUGCGUAUGUGGAGGAGGAGAUCAGACGUAUUGAAGGCCUGGAACGUCAGUGAUUUGCCGCAUUUUCAAUUGAGAUUGCAGUUCGAUCACAGCUUGACAGCUUGUAAACAUCAACUACAGUUCCAUAGCCAACAGCUGUUAACAACGAUAACCUACAACAGAACAAAGCACAGUACAGUAGAAAAACAUUUACAGUGAUUGUGAAACGAUUGUCGCAAUCGAGUGUAAGCACACUCUCGAAUAAACACACCAAAGCUCAAAACGGAUGACAGCGUAGCGUGCGGUCCGAUAGUGCCCCCACGUAUUCAAAGUGAGCUCACGGAUUUGGUCCGGACAAACAGUGGCAGCAGCGGUCAGCAGCUGGGCCGCGGAGACGGAUGUACAUAUCCCUGUUUAAUCUACUGUUCGAAGAAGCGGCCAACGUAGGGCACGCAAACGGGCAAUCAUCGUCGUCAUCAUCGUCAGGAAGUGGCAAUAUGGUGAAAACGUUCCAAGCCUAUCUACCGCCAACGAACCGAACGUAUUCCUGUGUCCACUGCCGGGCACACCUAGCUAGUCACGAUGAGCUUAUAUCGAAAUCGUUCCAGGGCAGCCAGGGACGGGCGUAUCUGUUCAACUCGGUGGUCAACGUCGCUUGUGGCCAAGCCGAGGAACGCGUCCUAUUAACUGGCUUACACGCCGUAGCCGACAUUUACUGUGAAUGCUGUAAAACGCCUUUAGGAUGGAAAUACGAGCACGCUUUUGAAUCUAGCCAGAAAUACAAGGAGGGAAAGUACAUCAUAGAACUAGCUCACAUGAUCAAGGAGAACGGCUGGGAUUGAUCGCCAAGCCAUUGCUGUAAUCGCGUCAACUAGAUUAGUCAAUACUGGUAAAAAUCGCAAAAAAGCAAAAUCCCGCAAUCCAAUAGUGCGCGAACCCAGCGGGAAGGAAGUCUUCGGAAUGACAACUUUCCUGCAUCCUCUUUCCACGGCACAGUCAGUGUAUCUCCUAGUUCUGAAGUCUCUGUCCCCGCAAGGAGGUCCCCCGGCGGAGGAUCAACCCAAGCAAACCCUAGAUCAAAAGCGUAUAUCCGUGCGUAGCUGUUCUGUCAUUUCCUGCAUCUGCGUUUUAUCCUAUUACAAGUAGAUCUUUCUCUAUAACGUGUUCGUUCCAUUCACACUCACCAACGCAUAUAUGUACUAAAUCCAUCGUAUAAUGAUUGAAGUAUCGAACGGUAUCGUAACAGCCGUGCAUUAGAUUGGGAUUAUUUUUAAUUGUCAAACAUUCUGUAAACCAUUCUUAAUUUUACCUGCGAGAACCACGUACACGAUUUAAAACAAGAGAAAUAAUAAUUUAGUUUAGAAACCUAACUCUUUCAAAUCCCUUUUGUAGCAGAGAAGUAAAAGAGGAAACAUUUUAUUUUCCUGAGAUAGCGAGAAGAUUAACACUAUUUUAUGGAUUAGUGAUGAGAUGACUACGAUCGACGAGUGGUAGAUGAAGCAGAUAUAGCGAUGUUUGUGACGGAUUGAGUAAACCACGUGGGGAUUGGGAUCCCUGAGCGCAGCGAGAAGGGAUCCGUGUAGGGUGGAAGAUGAGCGAAGGCAGAGAGAUGGUACGCGAGAGAGAAAAUGCGAGAGUGAUAUUAGUUUUACGAAUGUUUCAAGUGAGAUAACAUUUAUAAUAAAUCGUAUUUUAGUCGAAAUAUACACGUCUAAGAAAACUAGCUUUAGUUCUACGAAAGGAAACAAAACUGAAAGGAGGAAGACGAAGAAGACAAACACUUAUGGUUUUAUAAAUCACAAGUUUAGAUAAAUGCAAUGGAACGAAUGCAAAACCAAGCAAAAAAGCAAAUAAAAACAAACAGCUGUUGUAACGCCUGUCGCCGAGCAGUACUGUUACUUCUGUUUCAGUUUUAUUCUUUUUGGAUAGCGAAUGUGAUCAAUACAUGUAUAAUAUUACGAUUAUGAUGUAUUUUUUUAAUAAAACAAAAUAUUUUUGUAUUCCAA